AAUAUUUUUUUGGAUUAAAAUAUUUUUUUUCUCAGUGAUAUAAUAUUAUCGUUUUAUUAGGUUUGUCAAUGUAAUGAAUUCGAUGUAUGGAACGGUGGCAUUAAUUAUGCCAUUGGUGACUGGUGCGGUUAUAAGUCUGGUUGGAGUUCGAAUGGUUGUAUAUGGAUUAAAUCAGUUAGAACAAGUAAUGAGAUUUGGGCUUUCAAUCAUAGGCAUGUUAAUGCAUUUUCUGAUCCUAUGUUAUUCUGGUCAAAAGCUAAUGGACGAAAGUCAGAAUGUAUUUUAUCGAGCGUAUGCUGCAAAAUGGUAUACAUUCUCACCAAGAUUAAAAUCGCUCUUGAUUAUAACUCUUUACAGAAGCUUUAAACCGUGUGGUUUAACAGCUGGUAACAUAUUUUCAUUAUCAAUGGCGACUUAUGCUGCAGUAAGUACGAAAAUCUUCAAUUUUUAUUUGUGAUAUACAGAAGACAAUUUAUGCUGAUAUCUGUAUUUGAUUUAAGGUGAUACGGAUAGGCAUAUCCUACUUCAUGACAUUCUUAUCACUUAAAGAUUAAGUAGCUCCAUACAUUUUGUAGUUUGUUCUUAAUUCUACUAGAAUUAAAUUUGAGCGAUUGUGUUACAAUUUUGCCAAGUGUUCCGAUUGGGAACACCUUAAAUUUCGCUUAUUGUUAGAUACAAAAAACACUUUAAAAUCGAUUGCAUCUACAUUUAUUCACUGGCACAUUUCAUAAUGUAGGUAAAUGAAAUAUGUAAUUGAAAUAUGGAUUCUCAAAACAGAUUAUCAUUCAUUUCCUCCUUUAUUCAUAAUCAUUAAUUUUCAAUUAAUCUUUUCUGAAAUCAAUACCUAUCUAAAAUAAAAAUGAGAGAGUCUUGGGAAUCAAAUCUAAGACUCACCUACUAUUAACCCUUCGUGCGCCUGGUUGAGUUUGACCGACCCACUAGAGUGCUUUGGAAGAUAUAACUUCGUAAUCGCGGGAACGCUGGUGGCCUGAGUGUUUUAUAACUGCUGUUUACAUGUCGUGCUCGCACUAUUUUAUA
Temnothorax curvispinosus is the source of this 1038-nucleotide messenger RNA. RefSeq names its product odorant receptor 10a-like. The coding region runs from base 74 to 457 and encodes 127 amino acids. Gene Ontology annotation, cellular component: plasma membrane. Gene Ontology annotation, molecular function: olfactory receptor activity; odorant binding. The transcript has 3 exons. Gene Ontology annotation, biological process: sensory perception of smell; detection of chemical stimulus involved in sensory perception of smell. The record is from RefSeq and is a predicted model, not a curated record. Lineage: Eukaryota; Metazoa; Arthropoda; Insecta; Hymenoptera; Formicidae.